This is a messenger RNA of Labrus mixtus (cuckoo wrasse), 7186 nucleotides long. RefSeq names its product jumonji and AT-rich interaction domain containing 2b (gene jarid2b). Gene Ontology annotation, molecular function: histone demethylase activity; DNA binding. The transcript has 18 exons. Lineage: Eukaryota; Metazoa; Chordata; Actinopteri; Labriformes; Labridae. Gene Ontology annotation, cellular component: nucleus. Bases 501 to 4856 code for a protein of 1451 amino acids. Gene Ontology annotation, biological process: chromatin remodeling. The record is from RefSeq and is a predicted model, not a curated record.
UGCCGCUGGAGAGCUCUCCCGUCGACCGCAGGCUCCAGCUAAAAAAAAAAAGACGUGACACCUAACGUUUUUAUUUUGUAAUUUUAUUUAUUAAUUUCUCGCCGCGUCUUCACCUCGUGCAAGAUGUAACUUUUGUCGACACCACCUUCAGUAUAUUCAUGUAUUUGAAAAGAGCCGGGAGCGAGUGCGAAGAGACGAGAAGCCGAGCUGCUCUGGCGAAUGGAACUUAUUGUGCAUUUGUUUUGACUAUGUUAUCCCAUAAUGACUCUGGCUUCGGUCCGUCUCUGUCCGCCGUCGACCCUUGAAUUUUUUGGGAUUUACAUCCGAAUAGUUUAAGGGAGACACCGAAGGAGGAUUCUGCAAAAGCCAACGAGCAUUUCCUUUGCGGAGCCGGGGAUUUAAAUCGUCAUUUGGUUUGUGCUCCGGUAGAGGCGAGAGUCAAAGAAAAGAAAUUCAUGUGGCCAUUCUCUCUAUAGCCAAACAUUUUUGGGGAUUGCAUAAUGAGCAAGGAAAGACCUAAGAGGAAUAUCAUUCAAAAGAAAUACGAUGACAGUGAUGGAAUCCCGUGGUCGGAGGAGCGGGUUAUGCGAAAGGUGCUUUAUCUCUCACUAAAGGAGUUUAGGAGUGCACAGAAACGGCAGCUGGAUGGAGACGGAACCACAAACUCCAAUGGUUCUUUAGCCAACGGGCAGCUGAACGGCUCGGGGUCCAAAAGCGGCCACAAACAAGAUGGGUCCUUGCACUCUCAGGGCCUGGACGGGGGCAGCAAGUACGGCGAAGACGGUCCUGCAAAGAAGAGACCACGUCUGCAGGCGCAGAGGAAGUUCGCCCAGUCGCAGCCCAACUCUCCCAGCACUACGCCCGUCAAAGUGGCCGAGACGGGCAGCCUGAACACCGCCGUCCUGGCCGCCGUGCCCUCCUCGUCCCUCUCGUCUCUCUCCUCCUCGUCCCUGUCCUCUUUCAUCCAGGACCUGUCGAGGCGCAAGCCCAAGACGGAGGACUUCCUCACCUUCCUCUGCCUCCGAGGUUCAUCGGCCCUGCCCAGCAACAUGGCCUACUUCGGAAGCUCCCAGGAGGAGGAGGACCUAGAGGAUGACGAGGAGGAGGAAGAAGAGGAGGUGAGGAACGGAGGAGGAGGGAUCCACUCUCACGGUGGGGGGAGCGUCAGCCAAGCCUCGGCCUCCUCCUCGUGCCACUCGACGCCCCGCAAGGGCAAACUUCCCGCCAGGCAGCCGCUCAAUGGACACGUGUUCAACAGCCAUGGUAAAGCAGGAACCAGGGAGAGUCCGAGGCCUAAGGCAGGAACUUACGGCAGGGAUGCGCCCGCCCCACCACUGCCACCUCCCCCACCUCCGCCGCCGCCCCUCCUGAGAGAGCGCAGUGAGCGGGCGGAGGCACGGGAGCACCUGAGGGAGCAGCAGGCUUUGGCCAGCAGUCGCGGCUCGGCCAAUGGGCUGCCUUCAAGAAGAGCGGCUGAGGAGCUACGCAAACAGGUCUCAAAAGUGAACGGGCUGACGCGGGCGGGCUCGGCACAGGCUGUCAGUGGUGCCAAAAAGAGCCGUGACUUCCGACUGCCGUCCAAAACUGUGAAGAAGUACACAGCCACCGUGUCCAAGGGCCACGUCACCUACACCAAAGCCAAACAGAAAGAACUGGGCAAGAAAACCAAACUCAGCAACAGCAGCAACAAACACAACAGCGCCGCCUCGGCACCAUCGUCAGCGAACAAUCACAAUCAGCACAGCCAGCCGGCAGCAGCCAGCAACGGGCUGGCCAACUCAGGAAAAGCAGCGGCGCCAGCCCUCCACAGCAAUGCAAAAACCCGCAAACAGGUGCUAUUAUCCAAUGGGCUGCACGGCGUCGCCCGCCUCAACGGCAGGCUGAACGGGCAGCGGCACAACACGACGGUCAAAGAGGACGUCGUACAGAGACAGUGCCAGCGGCAGCAGAGCCACGCGGAGUGCGCCGGUCGGGAAGGACUGCGCAACUCCAAGAGGCGCCUGGAGGUUGUGCUCAACCCAGUCCCGACGGGGGUUAUCGAACAGAAAGCCAAAACCACGGUGAACGACGCCAAGAAGGCGAAGAUUCAACCCUCCUCCUCGCUGGAGACGCGCAGCAGCAAGAAGGUGGCCAAUCAAGACAAAGCUGCCUCACAAACCCCCACCCCCCCUAUUUCUAAUGGACAUGAAUCAAAAACAUCCUCCUCACCUGAACAAACUCCACCUGUCAGCCCGCUUACACCUCCCACGCCGCCUCCUCAACAAACCCCGCCUCCCUCUACACCAGCAGCCAACGCGGAGCCGGUGAACCAGCGACCCAAGCGGGCGUCGGCCGGCAAGCUGAUGCUGAUUCGACAAGCGCAGCAGCAGCAGAGCAGGUCUCACGGUCGCAGCUCAUCCUCCUCCUCCCCGUCAUCGGGCCAGAAUCACACACAGAACCCCAGUCGUGCCAGCACUACCUCAGACCCCCAACAAACCUCUGUGUCAUCCAAUGCCACCUCCCCCUCCCCGCUCGCUUCCACCAACAGCCCCGGACCGCUCAAGCCGGCAGCGUCUCGGCUCCUCGACCGCGACAAGGAGUGGGAGCGCGAGAAGGAUAUGACGCGGCAGAAGGAACGCGAGCAGGAAAGGGAGUGGGACCGCCAGCGGAGCAGGUCCGAGGGCUGGGCGGCGCUGGGCGAAGCCCCCGUCUUCCGGCCGGCCCCAAGGGAGUUCCUGGACCCCCUGGUGUAUUUGGACGCAGCGAGGGAGCAGGCCGAGGACGCCGGCAUGUGCCGCGUGGUCCCGCCUCCCGACUGGCGGCCUGAGUGCAAGCUGAGCGAGGAGAUGCGUUUCGUCACACAGGUGCAGAGGGUCCACAUGCUGGGCCGGCGCUGGGGUCCCAAUGUGCAGCGGCUGGCCUGCAUCCGGAAGCACCUCAAAUCUCAGGGCAUUACCAUGGAGGAGCCUCCUGUCAUCGGUGGCUGUGAAGUGGACCUGUCACGUUUUUUCCAGCUCAUCAACGACAUGGGUGGCAUGCAGCAGGUGAUGGACCUGAAGAAGUGGACCAAGCUGGCCGACCUCCUGUGCAUCCCCAAGUCAGCGCAGGACCGGCUGGCCAAGCUGCAGGAGGCGUACCUCCAGUACAUCCUCUCCUACGACUCGCUCAGCGCCGAGGAGCGCCUCUGCCUGCAGGCUGAGGUGCUGCAGGAGAAGAAGAACCUGGAGUCCCACCGCGGCCCCCUGGAGGGCCUGUCGGACUCCUCGGCACCCAGCGCGCUCGUGCUGCCGCGCUACGAGCCCAAGAACGGUCUGGCGGGUGGGAUGGUGGGAGGGACGACGGGCAAUCACCGCACCAACGGAGUGUUUCAUCGUCUGAAGGAGCUGGAGGCUCAGGUCAAAGCGGGCCGGCGCCGGCUCUUCGCUCAGGAAAAACAAGGCAAAGAGGACAAGCAGCACGGGGAGGAGCAUCAGGAGGAGGAGGACUGGGGAGUUCUCAGUGACCAGCACAAAUGUAUUAACAAGGGGAAAUCGGUGUCUUUGACCAACUUCUUCAGGAUAGCCCGGAACACCAUGACCAUGUGCUUUAACAAGGAACCAGGGGCUGCUGAGGUCGAGCAAGAGUACUGGAGUAUUGUGGAGCAGAGAGACAGCCAUGUGGCAGUGCAUUGUGGGAAGGUGGACACUAGUACACAUGGCAGUGGUUUCCCCACAGGAAAAUCAGAGCCAUUUUCAAAACAUGGAUGGAAUCUCACCGUCCUCCCCAAUAACCCUGGAUCCAUUCUGAGACAUCUGGGUGCUGUGCCUGGGGUGACCAUUCCCUGGCUAAACAUUGGCAUGGUCUUUUCUACCUCAUGCUGGUCUCGAGACCAAAAUCGCCUUCCAUAUAUUGAUUACUUACACACUGGUGCUGAUUGCAUUUGGUAUUCUAUCCCUGCUGAGGAGAAGGCUAAGCUGGACAAGGUGGUCCAUACACUGCUUCAGGCCAAUGGCACCCCAGGACUAGAAAUGUUGGAGAAGAACAUCAUGAUCUCUCCAGAGGUGCUGUGCCGCGAGGGCAUCAAGGUUCAGCGCACGGUCCAGCGCAGCGGUCAGUUCGUGGUCUGCUUUCCUGGUGCCUUUGUCUCUAAAGUGUGCUGCGGCUACAGCGUGUCAGAGACGGUGCACUUUGCCACGCCGCACUGGAUGAACCUGGGUUACCAGGCUGCAAAGGACCUGAAGUGUCGUCGUAUUGCUAAACCCUUCUCCAUGGAGAAGCUACUGUAUCAGAUUGCCACAGCGGAAUCCAAGAGGGACAAUGGCCUUCUCCUCACCACCAUCUCCGCCCUACUCAAAGACCUCAGGAACAUAGAGAUGCACCAACGUCAGGAACUUUACAAGGCAGGUUUGCUCUCCUCGGCCCGCUACGGCACCCAUGACGGCAGCCUGGGGCCGGUCGAGGGACGCAAGAAGCCCCGCGGGAAAUGGCUGGCACUGGAGUCCUCUGAGAGACGCUGCCAGAUCUGUCAGCAUCUCUGCUACCUGUCCAUGGUGGUUCAGGAGACCGACAAUGUUGUCUUCUGUCUGGAGUGUGCACUGCGCUACGUGGAGAAGCACAAGUCCUGCAGAGGCCUGAAGAUGAUGUACCGAUACGAUGAGGAGCAAAUCAACAGUUUGGUCAACCAGGUGUGUGGCCGGGCCAUGUUAAAGAACGGAGGCAGCGUUGUCGGUAACGGUGCAGUCGUCGUCAGCGUGGGAGCAGAGGACCCGUGCGUCAACUUAAGCCCCGCCAAAGCUUCCCCCCCGGCAAAGCGAGGCCCUCGUAAACGCGCCACAGUGGAGGUGUCCCUCGCUCGCCUGUCCUCCAGCCACAUCCCCAAGGCUGCUGCUGUGUCCUGAGGGGGAGACGCCUCAAUGUCAUCGCUCCGGUGCGCUGUGCCCACAUCCUGCCUACCAACCCCUCCAUUAGCGCCCCCUUAAACUCCCCUGUUAUUUUUGUUUUUUUACAUUGAAAAUCACUAUCACCCCCCUCUCCAACACCUGAAAUUUAAGAUGGUUUUUCAUCUUUGAAAAUCCUCCCAAAAAUGGUCACCUCCCCCCUUAGUAUGACAUGCUUGUUUUAUAAAAAGAGAAAAAAGCAAAAGAAAAGCAAGAUGUCUUUUUUGCACUAGUGUGAAAGAAGAAUUUGUUUUAUUCUGGAUGAUUUUAGAAUCGCCCCCGUCCCCCCUUAAAGUCGUCCUUUUUACAACGUCUCAAGCAUUAAGUUUUAACGUUCACAAGAAGACUCGAUGGGCCCAGUAAUACCCUCGACUUCCGCCCGUAUCCUCCUCACACUGAAAUGGGUUACACUUGUUACCUUCUUGUUGCAUCACGCUAUCCUCCCCACAUCUGGCCCACCCUGGAGAAUGAACCCCGCCCCCUCCUCAUCACACGUCACUCAGCUGUGAACACGGGACUAAUGAAAAGGCGGCCCUUUUUUUUUUUCCUCCCCUGGUUCUUCUUAAAUGAAACUGACAUCAAGUAGUUACCCAAAGUUUCUCCCUGUCCUUGCUUUGAGGAAGAGGAGUCCUUUUUUUAAAUUGAUUUUAUUCUUUCUUGAUGCAGCUACUGCAUUUUCUUUGUAGAGGGGGGGUCGGCGAUGCGAGGUAAAAACUUGAAAGACAGACGAUGUUGGUUUUUUGUUGGUUGACUAUGUUUUUCCAAGUCCUACUUUGAAUUUUAGCUUUGUUUUUUGAUAGUAUUUUUUUUGUUUUUGCAAGAAGUCUUCUGUGUAUUUUAUUUUAUUUUGUCAUUGUGGAUGUUUCUUUUUGUCGAUGGAUGUGAGAGGGGCGGAGCCACAGCGGCUUGGCCUGUGAUAGGUCACUGCUUACCUCACAUCCUGUUAGUAUGGAGGGAUCCCUCCUUCGCUAGCGAGUGAAAACCGUGCCUGAUACUUAGCGAGGAGAUCCAUUUUAUUGGUGCUGUUGGUUAUUACUGUAUAACAACACAAAAAAAAAAAUUAAAAUCUUGGGGGUUAGCACCUGCUAGUGGCUAACGGCUAGCUGGUGCACCCCCACCCCACAGGGCAGAAAGGCUGUCGGGCUUUUCUGGUUCUAGAUGUGCAAUCGUGUUAACAUUCCAUUCUUCCAGUCCUCUUGUUUCAUCUGUACCAGUAAACAUUAAUUAUUAUAUUAUAUUAUUAUUAUUAUUUUGUGUUGUUUUUUUUUUUUUUUUUACUUUUGUUGAUCUGAUGUGUUUUCUCAAGUAGAGCCACUAGUCAAAGAGUGUAAAAUGUGAAAUAUCAAAUCCAAGUUUUGUUUCUUGUUUCUUUAAAUUGUCCCUUGUUUUUUUGGCUUUUGCAUUUUUUUUCCCUUUUCCAGAUAUAUUAUGAGUGCUUUUUUUUUUUUUUUUUAGAGACAGGAAAAAAGUCCAACGCAAACAAAACAUCAACUUUUUUUGUAAAUAAUCCUGUAAAUUUCUUUAAAUACUUGAGCCUGAUUCUGGGGAUAAGGAAUAAAGGAAUAAAGGAAGGAACAAAGAGAGAAACGAUGAGAGGGUGCUCGAUGAAGAAAAAGCCUUACAUUUCCCUUUCUUCAUCCAUGUUAGUUUGACGCUUACAGGGUCACUCUGGUAAACGUGUAUAAAAAUUUUAAGUGCUGCUUAUAUCACUAAGAAAGAAGAUAUUGAGUAGCCAACAACUGCCCCCCAAACUAAGUUCUGUUUGUUUAGCUUUACUUUUUUAAAGAAAAGGGAAAAAAAGAGAUGUUCACAAAAAAAAGUGGGUUUUUACAUUUUCAUUACUGAAAAUUCAACAAAAAUGUAGUAGCUACUCAUGUUGCACUGAGCUUGCCAGUGGUGACUGUCAAGGAAAAAUCCUAUAAUCCAGUUUGUUGGUUGUCGUCCCUCACAGAAGACUGAACUGUUUUAGGACUAUUUAAUGAAAUACCAAGUCGGGUAUUUUCAACAUUUAAAAAAAAGUGGUUGUCAAGUUUUUAUGGCCUUACAAUAUAUUUUAUUCUGAUGGGAUUGUUUUUGUUUUUUCAGUUCUCUGUUUUGUCGUUUCUUCCAUUUUUCUACAGUAUAAAACUACUUGCUCACAGUGGGGUCUCUGGUGACUUAAUUUAUUAGUGCCGCAUCUCGGCCUUUCCCUCCACUCGGAAAGAGAGUCUCAUGUUGGUUAUAUUGACAGUUUUUUACUUUUGCAGUUUGUACUUAAGGUUUAAUAAAAACUUAUGGACAAUUCACUGUCA